AUGCGUCGAAGCCCGCGCAAGGCGCGGGGGAACGACGGCUGGGACGACGAGGCCUGGGCGUCGAACUCGGAUGACGAGGAUUUUGUCGCACGGGUGUCUACGAAGCGCACGCCAAGCGCCGCAUGGGCAGGCGCCAUGGAAAACGACGCGUACAUGCACCUUCCGCAGGACGUGCCGGCCUCGCCGCCGCCGCCGCCCGAGCCAAAGUGCGAGACAAAAGCCAAGCCGGCAGUGGAUACCAAGAGCGAUCGCAUGAACGUGUUUGUCGCGUCGUGGGCGGAGCGCAGCAUGUCGCUUGCGUCGCCCGAGCCGGCGACGAUGCCCGGCCUCGACGCACUGAUCGAGGACCCCAUGGCGAUCCUCGACGCGUACCGCACACAGCUGCGCUGCGCGAAUACACGCACCGACACUGAGCCGGAGCCAGAGCCAGAGCCAGAGCCAGAGACAUCCGCGCACGACGAGAGCCACGACGUGGGCCUCCAGUCGUCGCAUGCCGCGCCGAGCGCGCCCGCAUUCGACCCGCUCGCGACGAGCGGCGACGGGAUCAUGAUGACGCUCGGCGACUAUGAGCCACCGCCGCCGCCGCCGCCGUCGCUGCCGCCGCAGCCGCGGGACGUGCCGCAGAAAAGCACCGAAGUGCGCCGCCAGCCGAGCACACGGACGCUCCGGCGGCACCAGCAGCUGGCCGACUGCCUGGACAGCGACGAGGUGGACCUCCAUGCGCUGCGCACGCUGGCGUGGAAAGGCGUGCCGAGCGCGCUGCGCCCGGUCGUCUGGCCGCUCCUCCUCGGCUACCUCCCCGCGACGGCGGUGCUGCGCACGGCGACGCUGUCGCGCAAGCGCGCCGAGUACGCGUCCGGAGUCGAGCGUGCGCUCGCCCAAGGCAAGGAGGCGCUCGACCAGCCAAUCUGGCACCAGAUCCAUAUCGAUGUCCCCCGGACGAAUCCCGGGAUCAAGCUGUGGCAGCAAGACGCGACGCAGCGUUCGCUCGAGCGCCUCUUGUACGUGUGGGCGAUCCGGCACCCCGCGAGCGGCUACGUCCAAGGCAUCAACGACCUUGCGACGCCGUUCUUUGAGGUGUUCCUCUCCGCGUACAUCGACAGCGACCCCGAGCAGUACGAGCUGGCGCAGCUGCCCGCGCAUGCGCUGCAGGCGGUCGAGGCGGACACGUUUUGGUGCCUGUCCAAGCUCCUGGAAGGGAUCCAGGACAAUUAUAUUUUUGCGCAGCCCGGCAUCCAGCGGCAGCUGCGGCGCAUGGGCGAGAUUGUGGCGCGCGUCGACGCUCCUCUCCACGCGCACCUCGCGGCGGAAGGCGUCGAGUACAUCCAGUUUUCCUUUCGAUGGAUCAACUGCCUGCUGAUGCGCGAGAUGAGUGUGAACAGCAUCAUCCGCAUGUGGGAUACCUACCUGGCGGAAGGCGCGGACGCCUUCUCCGACUUUCACCCCUAUGUCUGUGCCGUAUUCCUGCACAAGUGGCGCGCGACGCUGCUCGAGAUGGAUUUCCAGGGUAUCAUUAUGUUUCUACAGAGCCUUCCGACGCAGCAGUGGUCGGAUAAAGACGCCGAGAUGCUGCUCAGCGAAGCGUUCAUGUACAAGUCGCUGUUUGGCAACACGGCGCACCUCCAUACGUAG
Molecule: messenger RNA, 1632 nt
Organism: Malassezia japonica
Lineage: Eukaryota; Fungi; Basidiomycota; Malasseziomycetes; Malasseziales; Malasseziaceae
Gene: GYP1
Product: GTPase-activating protein
Exons: 3
Coding region: 1-1632 (543 amino acids)
Biological process (GO): activation of GTPase activity
Cellular component (GO): Golgi apparatus
Molecular function (GO): GTPase activator activity
Source: RefSeq, a predicted model, not a curated record